UUGAAGGCAACACAUUUAUCUUAGAAAAAGAACUACACAAGCAAUACAUGAAGUCGAAUUUGUUAAAACGUUGUCGUAAAGGGCAUGAGAAGCAUAACACGCAAGACUGCUCCAACGUUACAAAAAAAAGGAAGGAAUACUCUGCAAGUGCAUGUGAAAGCAAUUUGAAUGAGAGUGCAACAGAAAAUAGUGGUGUCUUCUCAAGUGCUGGUCCAUCAACUAAGUUAUUUGGUGAGAUGCAAGACAAACCCAAUGUUACAAAAAAGAGGAAGGAAUGCUACAUAAGUUUAGGGACAACUGAUGCAGCAAAUGAAAGCUCACUCGUCACGUGGCAGAAAGUGGGAUGGGCAGAUGGGGUAACUGGUGGUAUUGUAGGAGCGCAAAAAGAGUCGAGUGAACCUGAUAAUCUGAAGAAAUUAGUUAAAGCGAGAACUCCCUUUGGAAAGGACUAUUCACUUGCUAAGAAUACCUUCAAAGAAGCUAUUAAUUUGAAACAUUCAGCUGACCGUUUAAAGAAUGGAGAAUCAGAAAUUGAAGUUCGUGGAAUAUAUCUUCAUGUGGCCAUACAAUUUCUACUUGCCGCAUCGAUAUUUAAGGUUCGUGACAUGGGAAGUGCAGAACUAGGAGAAAUAACUGAGUCGACAGAGAUCUAUAUCGACACACAAAAGAUCUUGAACGGCGUUUAUUGGAGUUUUUAUCGGCGUUUGUACAAUUGUUACCGACGCUUGGUGGAGUUUCUAGCGGCGUUUUUUACUUCCUUUAGCGGCGCUUUUAUAGUUUUUAGCGGCAAUCGCAGAAGCGCCGCUAAAGUAUAG
Messenger RNA from Magnolia sinica, 815 nucleotides. RefSeq lists its product as uncharacterized. The transcript is spliced from 5 exons. Lineage: Eukaryota; Viridiplantae; Streptophyta; Magnoliopsida; Magnoliales; Magnoliaceae. The record is from RefSeq and is a predicted model, not a curated record. The coding region runs from base 48 to 815 and encodes 255 amino acids.